AUGGCUGGCUUGGAUGAGCAACUACAUCAAGCUGUUCUGGCCGCUCUCACUCCAGGUCCACAUCAAUCUCAAGGUCUUCAAUUAUUACAGCAAGUACGCGAGAAUCCUACUGAAGCAUGGCAAGCUGGUUUGAUGGCUUUCUUGGCCGGUGGACCCUCUCAAGAUGGCUCUUCAAAUUGGACAUAUAAAUAUCCUGGAGAAACUCGAUUGUUUGGACUACAAUUGGUAGAUGCCAUGUUGCACUUGACUAUGAGUUCCGAACAACAAGAAUCUUCUGCCGCGCGAGAAUGUUGUCAGACCAUACGUAAUCAAUUGUGGGAUUACAUCAUUCGUGAAUUUGUUGAAGGUGCUGGAGAGAACGGUUUAGGAUAUCUUCGCAACAAACUCGUCCAGACACUUUUCCUCAUCUUUCUACAGGCGUACACAACCACUUGGCCAGACUUUCUUACUUCUUUCGCUGCCCUCUUGAGGCGUCAUCCCACUGGCACGGCCAAUCCUUCUUCAAAUCCACCUGCUCUCAAUCCUCGCACUACAGACCUCUAUUUAAGACUGCUACAUGAAAUUUCUACCGAGCUCUCCGAUUCCGUUCUGCGACUCAAUAAGCCUUACGCGAGAUUGGCAAAGGAUACCGAAAUGCGAGACGCGGUUCGAGACAGGGACGCGGCUGGAAUCGCGAAAGAAACAUUCGGAAUCGUUGCCGAAGCUUUACAAGGUUUAUCGGAGCAAGAGACUACACGUGUGGGUUUGAAGGGCAAGAUGGCAGUAGAAUGUCUGGAGAUGGGUAUCCGAGUAGUCGAAGAUUAUGUCUCAUGGAUUGAUAUCUCAUUAAUUGUGACACCUACAUGGAUCCCCUUUCUGUACCAAUCCCUUCGUCUACCUCAAGUCAACAUUCGCCUUGCUGCUGGUGACGCCUUGAUUUGCACUGUGACAAAGGGGAUGCCUGCAGUCAAUCGGCUUCAGCUUUUUGACUGGCUUAAACUCACUGACGUACUUCUCGCCCUCCAAACUGAACGCCAACAAAAACAUACUCAAGAAACUGAGUAUGAUGAGGAAGAAGAACAAUUCGGUGCGAAACUGGCGAAGAUCUUGAAUGGGAUGGGAGUCGAGUUGUGCAAAGUAUGCGAUGACAGUUCAACUCCUUUGGAUGUACGAUCAGCAGCUCUGCAGAUGGCCUCUUCACUAUUUCCACUACUUUGGAUGUUCUUCGAAGAAAAGGCACCUGCUAUUCGACUAGCAGUUAUACCUUUUGCCUCAAGUCUUUUGAACCGGUACAAAAAGGAUAAAAGGACGGCUCCAGAUUCACAUAUGUCACCAGAAAAGAGAUCUUUCUUGUCUCAACUCUUGCGACUUGUAAUCCUCACAAUGCAAUAUCCACCAGAUGAUGAUUUAGAAUGGCAUGCCCCAGUUCCUGCAGGAGAGACUGAAGACGAAGACACCACUAUCUUCCUGGAUCGCCGGAAACAGAUGAAAGUUUUAGCAGAUUCGAUCGCAUCAGUUGACGAAAGUACAUUCCAGGAAAUCACACAGGCCUUGAUUACCAAUGUAUUGGACAAAGUCAGUGGUGAAGGUCUUCAGGGACAAACACUCUCAUGGCAAGAAGCCGAAUUGUGUUUGUACAUGUUGUACAACUAUGGUGAAGCAUUAAAAGGACUCUUCACAGGUUGCAAUCCUGCAGGACCUUGGACGUACUUUACGAUUCCGGCUGAGGAAACCAAAAAAGCAAACAAGAACCGAGAUCACAAAAUCAAUUAUUCUCAGUAUCCCCUUACGAGUUUGGGCAUGAUGUUACUCAAAACUGCACAGUCUCGUAUCACACAAUUCCCUCAUCCUUCGAUUCCACUUCAAUGGUUUGAAUGUGUAGUCCGUUACCACGACUUUUUCGAAAUCUGCCCAAAUGUCAUCAGUGACAUCUUACCUGCCUUUCUCGACGAGAGGGGAGUACAUCAUCCUAACCACAGUAUACGAUCUCGAUGCGCCUAUUUGUUCUAUCGAUUCUUAUUCUUGGAGAAGCCAGCGUUCCAGAGCCACAUACCCGUCCAAACAUCCCAUUUGAUAUUGGACAAACUACAAGAUCUUAUUGUGAUUGAUGCUCAAGUCCCUCAAGAUCUUACCUCGAGUGGGGCAGUAAACGGUUCAGAGAUCCUUUCCAAAGCAGUAUUACUUCCAUCCACAUUUGAUAGUCAACUGUACCUAUUCGAAGCUAUUGGCGUACUCUUGUCAUCAUUCUCCCGCGAUCCACAAGCACAGACAAUGGGUUUGCAGCGUAUUAUAUCUCCCUUGACGAAUGGCCUGUUACUUGCGCCGCCUAAUGUGCCGGUCCAACUGGCGGACUUGACAAAAGCCCUCAAUGUGCAUCACUGCAUCAUGGCCGUUGGCGCCAUCGCCAAAGGCUUUCCAGACUUGCCUGUUCAUAGCUCUCCUCGGCCUGACGCACCUACCUUAGAGUGGCCCAUAUUGUUCAAAAACGCGACUGACGAGAUCAUUCGAGCUACAAAAGCAGCCAAUGAGAUUCGAAUAAUUCGCGAUGCAGCAAGAUCCUCGUUUCACAAGAUUGUCGCCACUAUCGGAAUCGAAGCACUUUCCCAUGUCCCAGUUUUCAUAGACUGUCUCAUGGACAAAUUGACCAUUACCGAAUUUGUGGACUUUCUACCAUUUAUCGGACAGCUCAUUCACAGAUACAAGACUGAAUUUGGCACAUUAUUGGAUAGUCUUUUGAUUCCACUUGUCUCGAAGAUCGUAGGUUUCUUGGGUCAACCAAGCACGGGAACUGAUGAUAUUAUCACCCAGUCUGAGCUCAGACGGGCCUAUUUCACUUUAAUCAAUUCAAUCAUCAGUGCAAACAUGCAUACUAUAUUCUUAUCUGAACGGAAUCUAUGUCAUCUGGAAUCAAUCUUACAGACUAUCAUUCAGCAGUUGGCUUCGGAAGAGGCGCUACUACCUGAUCUUCGUUUAGGAUUUGGUGUUUUACAUAGAAUGACAUCAACGUGGCUCAAACCAUGUCAAUCUACUGAACCUGCUCCUGUACCCGGAUUCGAACGCUUCCUCUAUGAUCACGUCAUCCCUUUGUGCUUUUCUCUUCCUAAGAAACAAAAAUUCGAUUGGAGCGAUGCUGAAUCGUACUUGAUAAUGGCAGAGGUCGCUACCUUGCUUCACGUGUUGUUGAAUACUCGUGGUGACGAGUUUGUAGAGUUUUUGACAGCAUCUUUCCUGCCAUCUAUCGCAUGCCAACCUGCAAAAAGUCAAGCUUUGAUUGCUGGGCUCAAGGAGAAUGCUAAUGGAAAACCAUCAAGGAAACCAUUGCUGGAAUUCUUUGACCGACCGACUAACAAGGCUUAA
Melampsora larici-populina 98AG31 is the source of this 3336-nucleotide messenger RNA. RefSeq lists its product as uncharacterized. The transcript is spliced from 11 exons. Gene Ontology annotation, cellular component: nuclear pore; cytoplasm; nuclear matrix. Gene Ontology annotation, biological process: tRNA re-export from nucleus. Lineage: Eukaryota; Fungi; Basidiomycota; Pucciniomycetes; Pucciniales; Melampsoraceae. The record is from RefSeq and is a predicted model, not a curated record. Bases 1 to 3336 code for a protein of 1111 amino acids. Gene Ontology annotation, molecular function: small GTPase binding; tRNA binding.